GUUUAGCUCUAAUCAAUUCGGUUUAAUUCAGUAAAUCCAAACAAGCCCAAAGUAUCUAUGCUACAACUGUACAAUGAAAAAAAAAAGUUAUCAACUUACCACACUAGUACAAGAUAAAAAGUGGAGUUAAAAAAACACUAGUACUAUGUAGAUAGAACUAAAGAGGAAUAAAUGAAAGAAAAGGAAUUCAAGUUUGAAACGAUGAUCAUCUCUUUAUAGUUUCACCGACAAACCCCCUAACUCAUAAUAAGAGCAAACCAUCUUCAUCCUUUUUUUCAAUUUUUCUAAGUGUGAACACAUUUUUAGUCGGCAACUGUUUUAUCAAUUUGCUUCAUUUUUAUUAUAUCACAUGUUCAAUUUACAUGAAACCAAUUACAAAGUAUAUUAUUAAUUUGAAUUCUUCUUUCCGUUGAUUUAUUUCUUAUAUAAUUUAUAACAAAAUAAAUUAUAUAAAUAUCAUUAAAAAGGUUCUGAUAAAGCAGGACCAGGUUCAGAGUAACAACUCUGUUCAUCUUGCGGCACUACCAAUCCGUGCGUGGGUGUUACCAUAUAUAAUCCCACUCUUUUCUCAAAUACAUAUUCUUCUGAAAAACUACAAAUAAUUAAUUAAAUUAUAGAGAAAUUAAAUUAUCUAUUUCCUUACUAAAUUUGGAUAGUUUCUUUAUUUGGUCUUUUUUAUUUUAUUAUUUGGAAAAAUACUAAAAUAAAAGUGGUGGAAACAAAUUGCUUGGUAUAUAAGUAGGUAACAACAAGUAACGUGGUUGUUACUUAUACAUGUGUGUAUCAAAGGUGGCGAACCAAAGGGAGUACGAGGGCUUUCAAUCAAGCGGUGGUGGUGAUGAAGAGAGAGCUAACACCGUAGGCAGCGGAGAACAAGUGGCGGCCGAGGCGGAAGCACCCGUGUUUCGGACUAAUUGGGAGACUUCGGCUAUGGUUAUGGCUUUGACCGACGUAGUUUCCGGCCGUGGUGGAUAUACUACUAUGAGUACUAGUAGCGGUGUUGGUGGUAGUGGUGGUGGGUGGAGUGAGUCAUUUUACGGAUACCCGGUUACGACACCGUGGGUGGGGCAAAAGCGAGGGAGGGAAGAUAGCAAAAGCGGUGGCGCUAGCGGUAGCGGUGGUGGUGAGUUAGGGGAUAUACCUUUGAUAUAUGGAGAGACAUCAUCUAGUGCAAGUGGUGUUAAAGAAGAAAUGCACACACCAAGUUCCAUGCAACAAAUACAAUCUCAUUCUCAUUCAAGCUCCACAAUGAUGAGUACCACUGCCACACUAACCUCAGUAGAACAACCACCGCGAACAACCACUAACACCACCCCCUCGACCUACGAAGAAGCCCAAGGAGGAGAAAGGAAACGUCGAUACAGGGGAGUUCGACAAAGACCUUGGGGUAAAUGGGCUGCCGAAAUACGUGAUCCACACAAAGCAGCUCGGGUUUGGCUCGGCACAUUCGACACCGCCGAGUCUGCCGCUCGUGCCUACGACGAGGCAGCCCUCCGCUUCCGUGGCAACCGCGCCAAACUCAACUUCCCCGAAUUUGUCCAAUCUGUCCCCACACCCGCUCGUCCAACUCCGGCAACCACCGCCACCAUAUCACCGGCGCAGGCGCCGGCGCCGGAAUCUUAUUUUCCGGGGAGCAGGAUGUCUCAAACAAUCCAUUUCCAACCACCACCACAACAACCGCAACAGAGUACCAUCGACGUGGCACGAGACUACUGGGAAUAUUCUCAACUAUUGCAAAGCUCCGGUGACUUCAACUUUCCUGGCCUAGAGCACAUACUUUACCCUUCAAUUUCCCGCCAAUUAAUGGGUCCUCCUUCACUUUCCUUCUCCUCGCCGCCAUUAUCAUCAUUGUUGUCAUCAUCGUCUUAUAGUCAGGCCAAUUUUCAAUUUCCUCAAAAUUUCACCGGUGAUCAAACAACAAUUUUCCGGCCACCGUCACAAGGUGGUAGUAGUGACGGCACCGCCGAUAAUUCGGGUGGUUAUUGGUCUCAACCCGGUCCUUACCACCCUCCGUCCUCCUCUAGCUAAAAUUUAAAUUCUUUGGUUAUAUUAAUACUUUUAUAAUUUUCUGUUUUUAGGGGCAAAAUAAUAUUUUCAAUUUUUUUUUUUCUUUUACAAUAGUUGAUUUGUAUUACUUCACAAAUGUUUCAAAAUCACCACGUCAUUGAUAUAUUGUUAUGGUAGGUGAUGUAGGUGCAUAAAUAGUAGAUGUGGUGGUGAUUUUGAAUUUCUUUUUUAUAAUUAAGCUCUUAGAUACUUGGGAUAGAU
Molecule: messenger RNA, 2268 nt
Organism: Chenopodium quinoa (quinoa)
Lineage: Eukaryota; Viridiplantae; Streptophyta; Magnoliopsida; Caryophyllales; Amaranthaceae
Product: ethylene-responsive transcription factor ABR1-like
Exons: 2
Coding region: 775-2028 (417 amino acids)
Biological process (GO): regulation of DNA-templated transcription; ethylene-activated signaling pathway
Molecular function (GO): DNA-binding transcription factor activity; DNA binding
Source: RefSeq, a predicted model, not a curated record